This is a messenger RNA of Puma concolor (puma), 576 nucleotides long. RefSeq names its product MAP6 domain containing 1 (gene MAP6D1). Gene Ontology annotation, biological process: regulation of microtubule cytoskeleton organization; cytoskeleton-dependent intracellular transport; microtubule cytoskeleton organization. The record is from RefSeq and is a predicted model, not a curated record. Gene Ontology annotation, molecular function: calmodulin binding; microtubule binding. NCBI's taxonomy places the organism in Eukaryota, Metazoa, Chordata, Mammalia, Carnivora, Felidae. Gene Ontology annotation, cellular component: cis-Golgi network; Golgi-associated vesicle; microtubule.
AUGGCGUGGCCCUGCAUCAGCCGCCUCUGCUGCCUGGCGCGGCGCUGGAACCAGCUGGACCGCUCCGACGUGGCGGUGCCGCUGACCCUGCACAACUACUCGGACCUUGAGAGCGAGGAGCCGGGCCCGGGCGGCGGCGCCUCGCGCAGGGGCCCGUCCCCUGCAGGCGCCCGGGACCCUGGCCGGGACGUGCCACUCACUCAGUACCAGCGGGACUUCGGUGUGUGGACGCCUGCGGGGCCCAGGGAUGCGCCGCAGGGGCGGGGGCCCGGUGCGAGCGGCCGCAGGAGCAAGCCCCCCACGGCCCCCAGCCGGGGCGUCUACGUGCUCCCCAUCGGCGACGCGGACGCGGCUGCAGCGGUGACCACGUCGUACAGACAGGAAUUCCAGGCUUGGACUGGAGUGAAGCCAUCGAGAUCCACAAAGGCAAAACCCACCACGGUCCUCACAACCCACAGCUCCGGCUGGGACGGCAGCCCUGGGGUCAGCUUCCAGGCUACUGCGGGGAGGAAGAAGUUCACCCCUAACCCGUCAGCCAUCUUUCAUGCUCCUGCUCCCCGGAUCCUCAACGUGUGA